Dioscorea cayenensis subsp. rotundata (Guinea yam) is the source of this 787-nucleotide messenger RNA. RefSeq names its product two-component response regulator ORR5-like. Lineage: Eukaryota; Viridiplantae; Streptophyta; Magnoliopsida; Dioscoreales; Dioscoreaceae. The record is from RefSeq and is a predicted model, not a curated record. The transcript is spliced from 5 exons. Bases 228 to 620 code for a protein of 130 amino acids. Gene Ontology annotation, biological process: cytokinin-activated signaling pathway; phosphorelay signal transduction system.
AGCCCUCGUGCAUCGAAGCCAACCAAAUCCCGAUCUCGGAUCCGACCCGUUACUGUUCCAUAUCGGAAACUGGAUCCUUUUCCACCCUUUUCCGGCCGUGGUACCCGAUAACGCCAGCAAGAUCCGAAUCCGAACCCGGACUCCGGCCCGAGAUCUCGUCACCGCUCCCCUUAUUUAAACUCAUCUUCUCCAGUUCUCCCCCACCCUCUCCUUAUUCACCCUUCCCAAUGUCUUCGCUCACCGACGGUGACCGUAUGCACGUUCUCGCCGUCGAUGAUAGCUCCGUUGACCGCGCCGUUAUCUCCACUCUUCUCCGCAGCUCCAAACACCGAGUUACUGCUGUUGAUAGCGGCAAACGAGCUUUGGAGCUGUUGGAUUUGGAACCAAAUGUGAAUAUGAUAAUCACUGACUAUUGGAUGCCGGAUAUGACCGGUUUCGAACUCCUGAAGAAAGUCAAGGGAUCAACGGAGUACAGACAGAUCCCGGUGGUGAUCAUGUCCUCUGAGAACAUCCCGACAAGGAUCACCAAGUGUUUGGAGGAGGGAGCGGAGGAUUUCUUACUGAAGCCAGUGCGUUCAUCAGACGUUCAGAGGGUGUGUAGCCGUAUGAUGACGAGAUGAUGGCCGUUGGAUCAAAUGCCAACGGCUCUGAUUGAUUUCACUAAUAUUAUUAGAGAGAGAGAGAGAGAAAGGGAGGUGGCUAGAGAGAGAAAAGGUGGCAUUAUUGUACUGCAUGUGUUUGCUACACUGAGUUUAAUUGGAAGAAUAUUUUGAUUAUUAUGUUACUU